AUGGCCCGUGUCAAACAGGCAAAAGUUUCAGAGAAAUCUGCUGAAAAGUCUCUAGCGAGCGGUGGUCCGUCGGAUAAACAUGCCGUAUUCAAUGCAUUCCUUGAACAGCUCCACGUUCUCUUGGAAAGUGAUCAAAACGUUGAUGGCGAAGCGGUUACCUCGAUUGUGACUGAAUUGAACAAGAAAUGUUCUUACUUUGACACUGCCAACCAGCUCAUUGAGCACGUGCGACUUGUCAAAACCGCUGGAGUGGACAGUGCUAUUCCCGAUUCUUUGUCUGUGGUGAAUGAAACCGAAGAUUCUGAUGCAAAGAUCGUUCGUGCCAUUGAUGUGUUUGAUGGAAGUCAGCGUGAUUUGUAUGCAUCAUUACCCGAGGAACUUCGCGAUCUUGUAAAUCGGGCCCAGCGUGCUGACCUGAAAAAGAUUGAAUACAUUGUCCGCGAGUUGAAGGAAAACAGUGAAGCCCUCGGAGAAGCAAUGAAAGUUCUCCGGAAACUUCAAGACAAGGCGUCUAAGAAGAAGGCUGAAAAAUUGGUGCAAAUUCCAUUGAACAAUAGUCAGUUGUCGGAGGAAAUGGUUGAACCGAAAGGAGUGAUCAAUGAUGAAGCUUCUGAUCAGACACCCUUGCAAGAAGAGGAAGAAAAAGAAAUUGGUUCACAUUGCUCGGAAGUCGAAACAUGUUCUACCGAAACUGAUGUGGAACUCGUUACUCCCAGCAUUGCUCAAGCCGAAACUACCGAAAACCAUUCCACUGAGCUCAGCGAUAGUAGAAAUCUGGAAAGUCAACUGCUCCCUCGGGAAGAUGAAAAGAAGAGACUUCUCGAACUCGAAAAUGAAGUCGAGGAAGCCACAAAAGGAAUCUCACGGUUCCUUGGGCUCAAGACCGACUUCACGAAUCUAUCUGAAGCUGUUCAGAGCAUGCAAGCUAGUUUCCAGCUAGAGCAUGGAAAACACGUGUUCAGUUUGACAGCUCUUGAAGCAAAGAACAAGGAGAACGAGAAGCUGGCUUUAGAAAAAAAUAGGUUGGAGGAAACAGUGAAAAAGGUCGGAGAAGAAAAGAAGAAAGAGUCUGAGGAACUACAGAAAACGAAAACACUUCUUAAGAAGACACGGAAGGAGAAGGAUAACGCAGUGAAAAAGCUGAAGCGAAUUGCUGACAAGGACAAACCCGAGGAUAUCAAUGUUUCGGAAAGACUUUCAGAUAUAUCUGCUAAUGAGUCUGGUCUUAACACAUCGAAUUAUUCAGUGGAGAGUUCUGGCGGAGAUACAACAACUACUGUGGACAAAAAAUCGGAGCGUCGCAUCGCGGAAUUACAGCGCUCCACUGAGAGCUUGCGUAAGCGCUAUGAAGAGGUUUGCCAGAAAUUGGAAACGUCGGAAAAAUCCUUGGAAAUCCAACAAGAGCUCAAUGCACAAACAACUUCCUUGUCGGCCGAACAAUCGCAAAAGCAAUCAAACGAGAUCUCUGAUCUGAAAGAAACCGUUGAAAUGCUAAAGACUACAACCGUUCAACAGCAAGAAGAGCUCAUACGUAUCAAACAACUGGAACGUACGAAGACUGAUGUUUUAGUGAGCCUGUUGGAAGACGAAAAACAAAGUAUUCGGGACGAAUGUGAUUCUCUCAAGCACAAGUUGGAACGCUCUCAAAAAGCUCUUCUUGAACAAAAAUCAGAAGCUAAGAAGCAUCUAGAAAAUGAACUCUGGAAGCUUAAAAAAGCAGCGAAAUCAGCUGAAAAGCGUAAAAGCGAGACACCUGUCUCUCCCAAACUGAAGGAUACCUCCCCUAUGGUCCAACACUGUGAUGUUCAAAAGGUUAUAGCUGACUUAACCAUGCUACAAGAAAAGGUGAAAGAUGCUAGCUCUGACGAAGCCAUUUCCAAAAUUGGAAAUGUUCUGCAAUCAGCAAUGGCAAGUGUGGAAGCGAUAGCAAACAAAGCAAACCGACUGGAAGCUGAGCACAAAUUGAAAGAUCAAGUUAAUGAAGAAUUAAGAAAAACCAACGAAGAGAAUCUGAAAAAGUACGAGAAUUCACUGUCAGAGGAGAGAAGGAAGUGUGCAGAAGAGGUUGCUGGAUUUAAGAUGCAACUGGAGGAGUUGGAUAGUUGGAUGGAAAAGCUCAGAGAGCAGGAGAAGGAAAAGGAAGCCAUGCGAAUGGAGUAUCAAACUGCAUCUGAGGACUUGGCGACGCGCAUCUUGAGCUACGAGCGAGAGAAAGCUAAAUUCCAGGAGGAACUCUACGAUCUCAAAAAAGAUAUCGAUCAGAAGACCGCCGACUUUAGGAAAGUUAACGAAGAAAAACUGCAGCUCCAGAGAGAAACGGAGCAAAUCACUAAGCAAUUGGAAGAAUCUUUGUCACCAAAAAAAGACAAGGCAGCUCAACUCGAGUCUCGCCUCGAAGUCAUUCAAGUAGCCGCCAAAGCCCAACAGAAAAGAUUAGAUGAGGACUUGAAAUCUGCCAGAAUCGAACUUCAAGAGGCCAUUGCUAAGUGUGAUGAACUCCAACAACAAAAUGAAGUGCUUCAAGAGAAAUUGACUUCCACCGAAAAACUCACUUUGUCGUUGACAGAGAAACUAUCCGAAGUCAAGGAGACCGAAGAUACGGUUGUGGAACUGCAGAAAACAAUUUCUCAGCUAAAAGAAGAAAACAGUUAUCUUCAGUCCGAAAGCGCGCAAGAUCGUUCGGGACUUGUCACCGCACUUGUUGCUACCCAGAAUAAGUUAACAAAGUGUCAGAAAGCAUUUUCUGUUCCAUCGCUUGGAGAACAGUUAACUGAUCUCGACGAGAGUCAAAACAACGUUGAUGAGGCACAGUCCUCAAGACAAACAAACAACCAAACUCAGGCUGUCAUUGAACAAGCAUAUCCGGAUAUUGAUUCACUGCUGCGCCAACUGGUUCAUCAUCUGGCCCAAAAUCAAAACUAUAUGUAUGGGGUUUUCGGUAUCGUCAUUUACAUUAUCCUCAUCCAUCUCUACAUUCUUCUGUAA
Caenorhabditis remanei is the source of this 2985-nucleotide messenger RNA. RefSeq lists its product as uncharacterized. The record is from RefSeq and is a predicted model, not a curated record. Bases 1 to 2985 code for a protein of 994 amino acids. The transcript is spliced from 10 exons. Lineage: Eukaryota; Metazoa; Nematoda; Chromadorea; Rhabditida; Rhabditidae.